GAAGCUCUGGUUUAUAAAUUAUUUUAAAAUAAUUACACUUAUAUUUGUAUUGUUUUGAUGUGUUGAAUUAAAUAGUAAUCAGUGCCACCUGCCUGCCAAGUGUUUUCAACCACUUACAGAAGCAUUAUAUGUCACUUAACCCUAUACAUAACUUGCACUUGGUUAUAUCAUGGAAGAGGUCCCACGUCUAGUGUCUGAGAUGACCAGCAUGUUUAAAAAACGCAUGGCUGACUUCGAGCGGCAGCAGAGAGAUAACGCAGGCGCAGCAAAUGAAGCCACACCAGUGCUCUCAGCAGAGUUCACAGCGUUCCGGAGCUUUAUUAUGCAGUUUCUCUGUGUAUUCCAACAGCAAGUGAGCUUCAUGGUGCAGAGUAUGGACGAUAUGCAGAUGCGCAGCCGGCGUAAAAUACUUCUUCUGCAUGGUGUGCCUGAGUCAGAUGCAAAGGAGGAAGAUACUAAGCAAGUGGUGGUAAAAGUUGUCAAGGACCGCCUUAAGCUUGAUAUAAAACCAACAGACGUCAAGCGGUGCCACCGUAUGGGGCGAACCUCACAAAAGGCUCGACCCAUCUUGCUCAAGCUGCAUGAUGUGGCUCUCCGCGAUAACAUCUGGCGUGGCAAAACAAAGUGCAAGGGCUCGGGUGUUACAAUCUCGGAGUUCUUGACAAAGACCCGACACAGCGUCUUUAUGGAGGCUCGGGAGAAGUUCGGCGUCAGUCAGUGCUGGACGAGGGAAGGCAUUAUAUUUGUCCUUGACUCAAAAGGUGUUCGACAUCGAUUGACUUCCAGGAACGACCUCGAUACUAUCGUUCUCCAACAACCUGAGCAAGGUGCUGCUGAACCUGUCGUUGCAGCUACUGGAAAGGUGGUGCCCAAGGCAAGGCGUGCAGCAUCUCGAAAAUAAGUAUUUUCUUUAGUUACAUUUUCUUGAUUUUCUGUAGGUAGUCUGGGUAAAUUAGUUGCUUUUAUUAAAUGGUAUUAAUUGUCGUAUCACCUUCACUUUAACUUUAUGUAUUUUCUAACUUGUACUCAGAUACGGUAGUAGUAUUAUUUUAUUUAUUUACAUGUAAUUUUUGUUUUCGUAACUCAUACUACUAUCAUUGUCACUCAUGUCAUCCGUCACUGUCAUGCAGAUUAUAAACUUAUUUUUGGUCAUAAUUUUUUUUUUUUUUUUUCUUCUCUUUGAUUCAUUGUGGUCCAUAGAUUUCAUAGAUGUUUAUAAAGAUUUUCAUACAACUGUCAUUGGUACUUAGCAGCGUUUCGUUCCACGUACUGCAUGCGCUCGCAACAUGUAAUGUUAAUAAUUUUUUUUGU
Molecule: messenger RNA, 1311 nt
Organism: Spodoptera litura
Lineage: Eukaryota; Metazoa; Arthropoda; Insecta; Lepidoptera; Noctuidae
Source: RefSeq, a predicted model, not a curated record